Molecule: messenger RNA, 297 nt
Organism: Penicillium odoratum
Lineage: Eukaryota; Fungi; Ascomycota; Eurotiomycetes; Eurotiales; Aspergillaceae
Exons: 3
Coding region: 1-297 (98 amino acids)
Source: RefSeq, a predicted model, not a curated record
AUGCGUUUCUCAUCGGCCGUUGUCAUUGCCAUUACCCUAGCCAUGGGCUCCGCAAGCAAGAUCAAUAUGAGCUGCCAAUUCGCUCAAGACAAGACCGGCAUGGUGCAGAACCCCUACUGCUGCCGUGAUCUGACAGCCGCGAGAGGAAACCCCAAGGCUAACACGGCCGAAGACUGUGUUCUGCUGACGGAGCCUCAGCUGUGUGAGGAUCAGUCUCGACCUGCCUGUUGUUAUGAGAUUGGCCCGCAGAAGGUCUGUACUUCGCACGUUGUCUUCCAGAACGCCGAGGAUAUCUAG